Molecule: messenger RNA, 1435 nt
Organism: Suncus etruscus (white-toothed pygmy shrew)
Lineage: Eukaryota; Metazoa; Chordata; Mammalia; Eulipotyphla; Soricidae
Gene: DIPK1C
Product: divergent protein kinase domain 1C
Exons: 5
Coding region: 1-1176 (391 amino acids)
Source: RefSeq, a predicted model, not a curated record
AUGGCGCGGGCUUGCCGGGCGCGGUGUGGGCGCUGCGGGCACCGCGCACUGCUGCUGUGCGCCUUGGGGGCGGCGGCGGGCUGGGCGCUGGUGCUGCUGUUGCUCCGCGCACCCCCGGGAGCCCCUUCGGAGCGCUGCACGGACGAGAGGAGCCGCCGCAUCCUGGCCGCUCUGUGCCAGGAAUACCGAGGUGGGGCGCUGACCGGGGACCUGUGCGAGGACUUAUGCGUGGCCGGCCAGCUGCGCUACCGCAGCUGCCUGUACUACGAGCGUGGCAAGAAGGUGCUGCAGGCCGAGUGGCGAGGCCGGCCGGUGGUGCUCAAGGCCAAGGAUGGGGCCUUCCCCAGCCCCGCUCCCCCAGACGCCGACCUCCUGCCGCUGCUGGCCGGUGAGGUGCGACGAGUGCUGGGCCUGGAACUGGCACCGGGCGGCCUGGGUCCUCUGUGGGCUUUGGGGCACAGCGGGCAGGGCCCGGGCCAGCUGGCCAGCUUGUGGGCGCUGCUCCGGCAGGAGGAAUUCUUGCUGCUCAGCCUGCUGCAGGGCCUCAGCCAGCACGCGCUGCCGCUGCUUGGCUCCUGCGGCCACUUCUACGCCGUCGAGUACCUGGCUGCUGGUGGCUCCCAGCACCGGGCGCUCUUCCCCCUGGCCCAGGCCCUGGGGGGCCGCCGGGCCCAGGCCCGCGCCGUGGGUGACAUGGCCCUCAGCUUCCUGCACAUGGUGAGCCACUUCGACCGUGACUUCUCCCACCGCCUGCACCUCUGUGAUGUGAAGCCUGAGAACUUUGCCGUCAGGAGUGACUGGACGGUCGUGGCUAUCGACGUGGACAUGGCCUUCUUUGAGCCCAAGAUGAGGGAGAUUCUGGAGCAGAACUGCACAGCCGAUGAGGACUGUGACUUCUUCGACUGCUUCUCCAAGUGUGAUCUGCGCGUCAACAGGUGUGGGGCACAGAGAGCCAAUAGCAACCUGCAGGUCAUCUGUGACAAGAUCUUUCGGCGCUGGUUCCCCUGGGUGCUUCGUGGAGCUGCUGUGUCCUCUCGGCUGCAGAAGCAGGUGCACCAGGCAGUGCUGGAGUGUGCGGCCCCCCAGGGGACCCAGGCCUCAGGGCCCACCCAGCUCCAGAAGCUGCAGCGCCUCCUACAGGCCACUCUGCAGGAACUACGAGAGGUGCCCCAGUGACCUGGGCAGGCCCUGCUGUGGGGGAGAGGCCUGUGGUGUAGACGACUGACUCCCAGUCCCUGGCCCUCGGUGUAGAUGACUGACUCCAGUCUCUGGCACACGACAAUGGACUCUCAGUCUCUCAAGGCAGAAAGUGGGGGCACCAGUGCUGUAUGAGCCCCUCAUCCUGGGGCCUAUCUGCCCACUGGCUUGUCACCAGCUAAGGGCAAUGAGGGGCGGGACAAUGGCCGUAAUGCCAGGCUGUGAGCGCUGUGCAGGC